Molecule: messenger RNA, 1005 nt
Organism: Rotaria sp. Silwood1
Lineage: Eukaryota; Metazoa; Rotifera; Eurotatoria; Philodinida; Philodinidae
Source: the annotation of a GenBank genome assembly
AUGCCAAAUUGUUAUUUAUUUAAAUCUCGAUUUACAUCAUUCAGACCAUUGUAUGAAUUUGUUUGUGAACCAGAUAAACCAGUCAUUCCAUCUAAUAUGUCUGCAAGUUAUGCUGUAUGUUACGGUUUUGUUCUUCCUGAUCAAUCAACGAUUGAUAUUCUCAAUCAACUUGGUGUUUGUACAGGUAUUCUAUCGGAUCAUAUGUGUAUACAGUUUUUGGCACAUGGUUAUGAUUUCUUUGCAUUAGAUUUGCGUAAAUGUGGUCGAUCGAUUAUUUCACCACAACAAGAUCAAUAUAGACAUUAUUGUAAUGAUUUGAAUGAAUAUGAUGAAGAAAUUACACUUUCAAUCGAACAUAUAAUCAAAGAAGCAAAGACUAAAAUUAAAAAACUAAUUCUUCUUGGACAUUCAACGGGUGGUCUUAUCGUCAGUUUAUAUGCAUCAUCGGGUUCAAAACAUCAAGAUAUUGAUGCGCUUAUUCUUAAUAGUCCUUAUCUAGCUCCAUUAGAUACAUCAGUAUCAGAAUCAGUAUUACAAAGCAUGGUGAUGAAUUUUGGCUUCUCCACAGAUAUAGAUGAUAAUUGGUAUGGUCGAUCGAUACAUAUAUCCAAUAAAGGCGAAUGGAAUUUUGAUUUAAAGAAAAAACCAAUUGAUAAAAUUCGAAUACAUGGUUCGGCUUUCUCUGCUAUACGCACAGUUCAACAAGAUCUUAUGAAAAAAGGUUCUUGUAUAAAAUGUCCUAUUCUACUCAUGUGUUCAAACCGCUCAAUAAAGCCAGAUAAAACUUGGCGUGAUGAAUAUGAAGAAGUCGACCUUUUACUUAAUGUAACAACCAUGCGACGUGCUGCAUCUACUCUUGGUCAACAAGUAACAAUCUAUGAAAUUGAAAAUGCAAUGCACGAUAUAUUUCUAUCGAAAUCAUCAGUUCGUGAAAAAGCAUUUCAUAUAAUGUUUCGAUGGCUUAAACAUCUUGAAGAUGAUUGGAUGAUAUCCACACAAAGUUAA